GGCGGGCUCUGCAGGGAAGUGCGUCAGAGGAGGCGCGGGGAGAGUAGGGUGCUGUGGUUUGAGCUUGAGGGUGAAGCUGGCGGAGCAGGAGGAUGGGCGUGUGCAGGUGAUAGACUAGAGAACAAGACCUCUGUCUCCGUAGCAUCCUGGAGCAGUCUGAAUGCCAGAAUGGAUAACCGUUUUGCUACAGCAUUCGUAAUUGCUUGUGUGCUUAGCCUCAUUUCUACCAUCUACAUGGCGGCCUCAAUUGGCACAGACUUCUGGUAUGAGUAUCGAAGUCCAGUUCAAGAAAAUUCCAGCGAUUUGAACAAAAGUAUCUGGACUGACUUUGCUAGUGAUGAGGCAGAUGAAAAGACUUAUAAUGAUGCACUUUUCCGAUAUAAUGGCACAAUGGGAUUGUGGAGACGGUGUAUCACUAUACCCCAAAACACAUACUGGUAUAGUCCACCCGAAAGGACAGACUCAUUUGAUAUGGUCACAAAAUGUAUCAGUUUCACGCUAAAUGAGCAGUUCGUGGAGAAAUUUGUUGAUCCUGGAAACCACAAUAGUGGGAUCGAUCUGCUUCGGACCUAUCUUUGGCGUUGCCAGUUCCUUUUACCUUUUGUCAGUCUAGGUUUGAUGUGCUUUGGGGCUUUGAUUGGACUUUGUGCUUGUAUCUGCCGAAGCUUGUACCCCACCAUUGCCACAGGCAUUCUCCAUCUCCUUGCAGGUCUGUGUACACUGGGCUCAGUGAGCUGUUACGUUGCUGGAAUUGAACUACUCCACCAGAAACUAGAGCUUCCUGAGAAUGUGUCUGGCGAAUUUGGAUGGUCCUUCUGCCUGGCUUGCGUCUCAGCUCCCUUACAGUUCAUGGCUUCUGCUCUCUUCAUCUGGGCCGCUCAUACCAACCGGAAAGAGUACACCUUAAUGAAGGCAUAUCGUGUGGCAUGAGUGGGAAGCUGACUGCUUUACAAUUGCCAUUUUUAUGAUUUUUUUGAUAUUAAUAUUUUCCCUUAUCUGCCCCCCAAUUGUUUUAAAUUUAACUCUUUUUUUAAUGGGUAUACCAUUUUAUCCUGAAAAUCCAUUUUAUUUAUUCACGCAGACAGUUGUUUCUUAAAACCACUAAAAUUUAUAUGGAACCUGAGUGAUUCCAUCUUUCAGUCAAACUAAUCUAGGUUCAGAGUCCAGACAGAAAAAAAAUGGGUAAACUCUUGGCACAAAUUUGUGAAAGAAAAUUGGUAGUAGGAGGUUGACCCAAAGCAAGUUCUGCUGAGGUCUGUUGGAUAAAGUAUCUGUUUAACUGGAAACUCUAGGUUGUUUGGGAAACAAUCAUUGUCAAAACUUAUGUUCACUUUGCUGUUGUAGAUAGCCAGUGAGCCAGAGGUGUUAGUGCUAUUUUCAAGGACUUAGGCUAUCUAAAAUAAGGAAAUUAUCUAAGAUUUUUUUUCUCUAAAUAUUGGCAUAUAACUUCAUCUGAGGUGAAAUAUCUUCAGUUGUUUAUCUGUACUGUGUCUGUUUACAAGAAAGGAAGUGUUUACAUGGAAUUUUAACUUUGUAACUGCAAGAAUUCCAGUUCAGCCAGAGAAGAGGAUUAACCUUAUUUUACUUUUUUUAAAAAACUCUCCUUAAUACGUCAAUAGGAUUUUCAGUAUCGCCAAACCAUUUUGGAUUUUUGUUCCUUCCCUCCUCACACACCAGACUUAUUAAAAGAGUGCUUUUUUUUUUUAACACUACAUUGGGGUCACAGAGUAAAAUUCUCCAACUGCCAUACGUUUAUUUCAGCUAAGUACCAUAAAGAAGGUUACACCAUAAUGACCCUCUGGAGCUAGGAAAACUACCACAAGAUCUAAAGCUUUGGCUGGUCAUUAACUUCCAACUAUGGUCUUUAUUUCUUGUGGUGAAAUGAUGUGCCUUUCCUUGCCUAAUCCCUUCCUGGUGUGUAUCAACAUUAUUUAAUGUCUUCUAAUUCAGUCAUUUUUUUAUAAAUAUGUCUAUAAACAUUGAACUUUAAAAAAUCUUAUUUAUUUAUUCCAUUACUGUAGUACUUGACAGAUUUUAAAAAAAAAUGUAACUUAGUAAUAAUUUCUUACAAAAUCCUAGAUCUGUCUUUUUUAAAAAAUAAAAAAAUGAGAAGAGACUCAGAAUUGUGUAUAGUGUCUGAGUUGAUUAAAUCUCAGUACCUUAGGAUAAAGAAGUACAGGAUUCUGAAUGAGGAUUUUGUGAUUUUCUGUGGGACAUGCAUUGUUGCUCUAUAGGCCUAUCUUUAUGUCCAGUGUUUGGGUCUCUGUUUUAUCUUCCAGAAUAUGUGGGAACCCCUUGCCCCCAUUAGAAAAUAAGAGACUAUUUCUUACGCUUCAGCGUUUUAAAGCAUGUUUUCAAAGUAGUUUUGUGAUCAUUGUGUAUCAUACUUAACGUGGCUAGUUUUUCAUAAAGUCAUUUAAUGGCUGUGGAUGUUUAUGUUGUAUAUUAAUCAAGUGGGCUUCUGACUUACAACAAAGCCAAUAUUACUCUGCAGCCGAUUAUUGCCUGUGAAAUGGCUAGUUACUCAGUUUUCUACCUCCUCCUAACUCUUGAAGUUUCAUUGCCUUUCAGCACCUUUUGUGGAAGGUAGAAAAGCUAAGUGAACAAAACACAGCACACUUUUGGGAAUGAGAUUUUAAAAUUAUUGACCAACAUGACAUUUUUGGGUUUGGAAGUUAUUUAUUUUAUCCCUGCCUCUUGUCACCCCAGAAUUACCUGUAACUUACUCUAACACCCGUCUUUAGUGUGCAUUGAGGAAGCUUAGUCAGGAUCUGACUUUUGAGCCUCACCAGUAGCACCCUUAAAUAUGGAAAGCUAGCACCAUAAGCCCUGGUGCUGAGUAUGUGUUGUUUAAGCACAUUUCAGAGUAGCUGAGUUCAUUCUCUCCUGCAAAGAUUUUUUUCUUUGGAAUACAAAGGCUUGCAUUGUUUCACUUGAUGUGUAAAUAUUACGGUUUUUCAGCUGUCUAAUGAUUCUAGUCAAGUAGAACCAUAUGAAAUUACUGAUAUUUGACCAUUUUUGAUUAAACUGAUACAUAAAAUCAGUGGCAAGGAAAGUGCUAUUAAUCUCUUUUUCACCUAAUCUUUGAAAGCAACCCCCGAAGUGUAAAAAAAUAAUUUUCAGAUUUUUCAGAACGUGAGUUUUAUGGCAACUUAAGAAACAUGUUUUAAGAUCUUAAUUUUAUGGUUCCUGAUCUCAUUUCAUGAUGUGAAUAAAUGUCUUCUAUAUCCUUUUUAGCAAAGACUCAUUUUAGAAAAUUUCUUAAGGAGAGCCAUAAACACAGUAAAAGUUAAUACAAUAAAAAAGGCAGAAUUUAUUUGUUCAAUUA
Physeter macrocephalus (sperm whale) is the source of this 3328-nucleotide messenger RNA. RefSeq names its product claudin domain containing 1 (gene CLDND1). Bases 169 to 930 code for a protein of 253 amino acids. Gene Ontology annotation, cellular component: membrane. NCBI's taxonomy places the organism in Eukaryota, Metazoa, Chordata, Mammalia, Artiodactyla, Physeteridae. The record is from RefSeq and is a predicted model, not a curated record. The transcript is spliced from 6 exons.